Messenger RNA from Dipodomys ordii (Ord's kangaroo rat), 1786 nucleotides. RefSeq names its product solute carrier family 16, member 4 (gene Slc16a4). The record is from RefSeq and is a predicted model, not a curated record. NCBI's taxonomy places the organism in Eukaryota, Metazoa, Chordata, Mammalia, Rodentia, Heteromyidae. Gene Ontology annotation, biological process: monocarboxylic acid transport; transmembrane transport. Gene Ontology annotation, molecular function: monocarboxylic acid transmembrane transporter activity.
UACAAAGCUUACUUGUUUUCACCACAGCAGAAUGAAAUGUCUUCAACAGAGUAACAUUCUGUGAGAUAUUACAAUUUAUUUUUUCUCCAAACUUGCCCUGUCUUUAGAGGAUUUUGCUGAACAACAUAACAAAGAGCUCUGGACUUAAUACAGAAUCAUCAUGCUGAAGAGGAAAGGGAAAGUCUGGCUUUACACUAGAACCCCAGAUGGAGGAUGGGGAUGGAUGGUUGUGCUUCAUUUUUUCCUGGUAAAUGUGUUUGUGAUGGGGAUGACCAAGACAUUUGCAAUUUUCUUUGUGGUCUUUCAAGAAGAAUUUGAAGGCACCUCGGAGCAAAUUGGUUGGAUUGGAUCUAUCAUGUCAUCACUUCGUUUUUGUGCAGGUCCGUUGGCUGCCAUCAUUUGUGACAUACUUGGAGAAAAAACAACCUCUGUUCUUGGGACUUCCCUUAUUUCUGGUGGCUACCUGAUCAGUCGCUGGGCCACAGGCAUUCCCUUUCUUUGUGUGACUAUGGGACUUUUACCUGGUUUAGGAUCUGCUUUUUUAUACCAAGUAGCUGCUGUGGUAAUCACCAAAUACUUCAAAAAGCGAUUGGCUCUUGCUACAGCUAUUGCCCGUUCAGGGAUGGGACUGACUUUUCUGUUGGCACCCGUCACGAAAUUCCUGAUAGAUCUCUAUGACUGGACAGGUGCUCUUAUGUUAUUUGGGGCUAUCACAUUGAAUUUGGUGCCUUCUAGUAUGCUGUUAAGACCUAUCCAUAUCAAAUGCGAGAAUUCUAAUAUUAAAGAUAAAGAUUUGUCUGCAAGUGGUUCAGAGGUAUCAUGCGAGACAGAAACAGCAUGCUGCAAUGAGACCCAAGAGUCUUCUGUCAAGGACAGUACUAUGCAGAAAGCCGGACAACCCAAUACAACUUUAAUUGUCUCACAAGAUCAAAGUGAAGAAGAGUUCAACAGUGGACCUAACAGGAACAGACUGUCCCUGAGUAAUGAAGGAGGUUAUAAGAAAAAGACUAUUUCUUGGUGCUACAAACAAGAACUCUUUGACACUUCUGUCUUCAGGAAUCCUUUUUUCUACAUAUUUACCUGGUCUUUUCUCCUAAGUCAGUUAGCAUAUUUCAUCCCUACCUUUCAUCUGGUAGCCAGAGCCAAAACACUGGACAUCGACGUUAUGGAUGCCUCUUACCUCAUUUCUGUAGCUGGCAUUAUUGAGACAGUCAGUCAGCUCAUUUCUGGAUGGGUUGCUGAUCAAAACUGGAUCAAAAAGUACGAAUACCACAAGUCUUACCUCAUCCUCUGCGGCAUCACUAACCUGCUUGCUCCUUUAGCCACCACAUUUUCACUACUUAUGACCUAUACCAUCUUCUUCGCAAUUUUCACUGGUGGCUACCUGGCACUGAUACUUCCUGUACUGGUUGAUCUGUCCAAGAAUUGUAGAGUGCACACGUUCUUGGGACUUGCCAGUUUCUUUGCUGGGAUGGCUGUCCUUUCUGGACCACCACUAGCAGGAUGGUUACAUGAUCAUACACAGACAUAUACCGGCUCUUUCUACUUCUCUGGCACAUGCUACCUCCUCUCUUCUGUUUCCUUUUUCUUCAUACCAUUGGCUGAGAGAUGGAAAAGCAAACAGUCUGACAUAAAGAGGACUACAAUCAAGUCAAAGUUUAACAGGAGAAAAUCUGAACUUAACGAGUCAUUGGGAACAAAAGCUUGGAAGAAGAGUUUCUUUGUAAAGUAAGAAUGUAAACCAGUCAGCUUUCAAUGCCCUUAGCAUUGUGAGAAAUAUCUAUAU